Messenger RNA from Trichoderma aggressivum f. europaeum, 705 nucleotides. RefSeq lists its product as uncharacterized. The record is from RefSeq and is a predicted model, not a curated record. NCBI's taxonomy places the organism in Eukaryota, Fungi, Ascomycota, Sordariomycetes, Hypocreales, Hypocreaceae. The transcript has 3 exons. Bases 1 to 705 code for a protein of 234 amino acids.
AUGGUUUCAAGUAGCCUCAGUACUAACAAUGAAUCCAAGGAGUCUUUAGCUGGGGUUAUUGAACUUCCAGAGGAUGACCCUGAUAUCUUGAUUCGAUUCCUCCAGUUUUUGUAUACAGGAAAUUACGAGGAUGGAGAGUAUCCAACGCAGGAUAUGCCUGCUACCGAAGCAAUUAUGGACGCAGAUGAGAUUCGAAGAGAACUUCAAUACGCCCCUGGAGUUUUGACUGGUGGACUUUCGGGAGAAAGUCAAGAUUCAAGUCUCAGAAGCCAGAUCCAGAGUAUAGCCAAUGACAUUGAUGAGAAAAGUGAUGGCGAUUAUGAAAUUUCAUCACCCAGCACGGAGCCAGACGAAGAAUAUUUGUCCGGUCUCGAAGAUGAAGAAGCUGAUGAGGAAGACAAUUCCGAAGGUCAUGAGUACGUGGAAAGUCGCCCCGUCAAUCUCUUCAUUGCUCUCCGAGUUUAUGUAAUGGCCGAUAAGUUUGGUGUUCCGUCCCUGAAACUACUGGCUCGUCGUAGAUUCUACAACACAGCACGGAAAGUAUUCCAUACAUAUUCCGAGUUCCCUGCUGUAGUGGAUGAGCUAUACGAGACUACAGCACCGACAGACUAUACUAUAAGAGAAAUCCCUUGUCGUUUGAUUGCGGCAAGCUAUGCCUCCAAUGCAUCGAAUACCAUAGAUUUUGAGGCACUCAUGUGUGAUUAA